UUUUUCAAGUGCAUUUAGCUCAAAAUCACCAAUAUACCAAAGCAGCAUAUUGUGGAUGGCAAGUCCUAAACUCCUUCACCUCCAACUCUGCUCCUUGAUUAUAAGUCCUCACUUGUCCUUGCUGUGUUUCAGAGUUGAGCCCUAUCUCUUUCCUAUUGCAACAGUCUUGACACCUAUUACAAUAAUCCUGAAUAAAGUUCACUACUAUUUUAAUGAGUGUCAAAAUGAUUUUUUAACAUCAAUAAUGAGCUUUAACUAAUUUCCAUUUAUUAUCCCUGACCCAUAAAAAAUUAAAAUAAUUAAAAUAUCCUUGCAAGUUGUAAUAAAACUCUUUAAAAGUAUUUUUGCUUUGUUACAGAGAACAUGCAUGCUUAGAGGCAUUUUCCUUCCAUAUAUGUCCUUUAUUCAAAUGUUCAGCAACUUUCCUCAUUUUAUGAUCAGAAUUUGACUCCCACUUCCCAGCUCCUACUGAUCCCAGACACAUAGAGUAAUUUGGAUUGGAAAUGUUUUAGUUGAUUAGUCUUUAACUGUAGAGCAAAGUUUCACAAUCUUUUCAACAGACAGGGGAAGUUUGUCUCUGCCCAUGAAAAUGUCAUACCAAAGCACAUCUUACUUUCUCAGUGGCUGACUCCAUACAAGUGUCAUCUCUUUCUCACCAACUGAGAAGUAAUUAGUAGUGCCUGGGACAUUAGAAGAAUUCAGCAAGUGACUGCAAUUACUAUUAUUAUUAAGACAUGAACUUUAAUUUUUUUCAGCUUAUUUUUCCUAACUCUUCACUGCAAAAACCUUAUUCUGCCCUUUGCCUUACCUUACCUUCCUUUUUAUCAUUCUUAACUCCGUUCCCAAAAGGAGAAAUGACUUUGCAAGCUGCAGAUAAUGAAACUGAUAUUCUCUCUUAAGGAAUCAUGCAAAAAUAAUUCAAGUACACAAGAAUUUUAUGGAUGGGGCACUCUAUUCAGGUUAUCCACUGGAUGAUGUAAUGAGUUGUAAGAGAGAAAAAAAAUAUGUAUUAUUAAGUAGGUGCUCAAGAAGUGUCAGGUCCCUUCCAAUUUCCUCAGUUUUAUAGAUGAGGGCAAUGAGGCCCAGAAAGAGAAGUAGUCACAACUAAGAGCUACCAAAAAGGGGGCUGAGGGUCUGGCUUUUAUUUCUUGUCUUGGCCCUCCUUUUCCUGAUUUGAUUACGUGACUUAAUGAACCAUCUAACAAAUCCACAAGGUUCGCCAAUGUAUAUGACACAUGUCAAGAGCCCAGAUAUACUAACACUUAUUGGAAACAAACAUUUUGGUCAAGUAUACCAGUUAUGUUGCCUUUCCCUAAAAUUUUAUCUGGUAUGUCUCCAAAUUUUGUCUGUUAAGUAUCACAGCCUUAUACAUAGUUGGAGAUAACUACUUAUUUUCAGACCUUCACAAUUUUUUUUAACAGUUAAAAAGAGCCCUUUAGGCUAUAACUCAUUGGAGUCUAGAAUCAUAAUUACAGGAUAUUCCUAAAUUAAACGAUACCCAAUGUUGGUACCAAUUGGGUGAGAAGAAUCACUGAUUGAAAUAAAUAUUCAUCAUAUUAAAUAUUCAUCAAGACUUUAGGACGCAUCCAGACACUAUGACUUUGUCGUUCUUCGAAAUCCAUCCCGGACUAUAGGAACCCGGUGGAAGACUACCUGGUUCAGCAAACAAGAUUUCGAAAAGGAGGGGCCCGAGUAGGCGGGUCUGGACAACCCAGCGCGAGAAUACGCCCCAGCGCAUGCGCACCUCUUAGCGGGUAACUUCCAUUUGUUAGAUGGGGGAGACAAGUGAGAGGCUCUCUACAGUUUUCCAACUCCUAAUGACAACCAAAAGCUAGAGCUUCAACAGUUCCAUGAAUAACGUGAGAGAAUUGUCCUCCGAAGUCAAGAUUAAGGACGCUUGGCAUAUGCCACUAAAGCAAGAGGUGACUUCUCGUAUCUUCCCCCAUCCCCUGGAACAUUGGUGGUCUAGUCCAUUCCACAGACUUUCGAGUCCUUGCAGCGGGUCGGGGAUCGAAGGAUUGGGCCGAUUGCGGCUGAAACGUCUUUGGAAGGAGGAAGGGGGUGAGGGGGCAUCCCUUUGAGUUCCGCUCCUCCUUUUUCGAGGCGGCAGUAGGGAAAGGGGACGUACGAAAUACUGCUCUCGAAAGCUAACGGAUCUUCACCUCUCCGUGCAAACUGCCGGGAGGGCGGCGGGAAAAGGGCAAGACGGGAGCAGGGAAAGGGAAAGAGCCAGGAAGCUGCGCGGGAGGGCGCGCACGCGCGCCCCUUUUUCAGCAGUGUGGCGGGGUCGCACGCACGCCCGCCUCGGCGGCUGGGCGCGGUUUGCGACAGUGGGGGGAGCGGUGGAGGUGGCGGCGGCAGUGGCAACUUUGCGGCAGGCUCCGGCCGGGCUUGCUUGACGGCGGUGUGGCGGAGGCCCCGCCCUAGGCGGCAGGAACCUGGAGGGAGGCGGAGGAAUAUGUCCGAGAGGGAAGUGUCGACAGCGCCGGCGGGAACAGACAUGCCUGCGGCCAAGAAGCAGAAGCUGAGCAGCGACGAGAACAGCAACCCCGACCUCUCUGGAGACGAGAAUGAUGAUGCUGUCAGUAUAGAAAGUGGUACAAACACUGAACGCCCUGAUACACCUACAAAUACACCAAAUGCUCCUGGAAGGAAAAGUUGGGGGAAGGGAAAAUGGAAGUCAAAGAAAUGCAAAUAUUCUUUCAAGUGUGUAAAUAGUCUCAAGGAAGAUCAUAAUCAACCAUUGUUUGGAGUACAAUUUAACUGGCACAGUAAAGAAGGAGAUCCGUUAGUGUUUGCAACUGUAGGAAGCAACAGAGUUACCUUAUAUGAAUGUCACUCACAAGGAGAAAUCCGGUUGUUGCAAUCUUAUGUGGAUGCUGACGCUGAUGAAAACUUCUAUACUUGUGCAUGGACAUAUGAUAGCAAUACAAGCCAUCCUUUGCUGGCUGUGGCCGGAUCUAGAGGCAUAAUUAGGAUAAUUAAUCCCAUAACAAUGCAGUGCAUAAAGCAUUAUGUUGGCCAUGGAAAUGCUAUCAAUGAGCUGAAAUUCCAUCCAAGAGAUCCAAAUCUUCUCCUGUCAGUAAGUAAAGAUCAUGCUUUACGAUUAUGGAAUAUCCAAACAGACACUCUGGUGGCAAUAUUUGGAGGCGUAGAAGGGCACAGAGAUGAAGUUCUAAGUGCUGAUUAUGAUCUUUUGGGUGAAAAAAUAAUGUCCUGUGGUAUGGAUCACUCUCUUAAACUUUGGAGGAUCAAUUCAAAGAGAAUGAUGAAUGCAAUUAAAGAAUCUUAUGAUUAUAACCCAAAUAAAACUAACAGGCCAUUUAUUUCUCAGAAAAUUCACUUUCCUGACUUUUCCACCAGAGACAUACAUAGGAAUUAUGUCGAUUGUGUGCGAUGGUUAGGUGAUUUGAUACUUUCCAAGUCUUGUGAAAAUGCCAUUGUGUGCUGGAAACCUGGCAAAAUGGAAGAUGAUAUAGACAAAAUUAAACCCAGUGAGUCUAAUGUGACUAUUCUCGGGCGAUUCGAUUACAGCCAGUGUGACAUUUGGUACAUGAGGUUUUCUAUGGAUUUCUGGCAAAAGAUGCUUGCAUUGGGCAAUCAGGUUGGCAAACUUUAUGUUUGGGAUUUAGAAGUAGAAGAUCCUCAUAAAGCCAAAUGUACAACACUGACUCAUCAUAAAUGUGGUGCUGCUAUUCGACAAACCAGUUUUAGCAGGGAUAGCAGUAUUCUUAUAGCUGUUUGUGAUGAUGCCAGUAUUUGGCGCUGGGACCGACUUCGAUAAAAUACUUUUUCCUAAUCAAAAUUAGAGCGUGUUUUCUGUGUAUAAUAGAUUAAUGUAUCUUGCUAGUAAGGGCACAUAGAGCAUUUAGAGUUGUCUUUCAGCAUUCAAUCAGGCUGAGCUGAAUGUAGUGAUGUUUACAUUGUUUACAUUCUUUGUACUGUCUCCUGCUCAGACUCUACUGCUUUUAAUAAAAAUUUAUUUUUGUAAA
Messenger RNA from Leopardus geoffroyi (Geoffroy's cat), 3992 nucleotides. RefSeq names its product embryonic ectoderm development (gene EED). The record is from RefSeq and is a predicted model, not a curated record. Gene Ontology annotation, biological process: negative regulation of transcription by RNA polymerase II. Gene Ontology annotation, cellular component: ESC/E(Z) complex. Bases 2459 to 3784 code for a protein of 441 amino acids. Lineage: Eukaryota; Metazoa; Chordata; Mammalia; Carnivora; Felidae. Gene Ontology annotation, molecular function: protein binding; nucleosome binding. The transcript has 12 exons.